GGUCUGAGCAGAGAUAUGGCAAGAGAGAAACUCAGGGGGAAGACAGAGGGUUAUAUCAACAGGACUGGCCCUUGGUUCAGGGCACAGGGUGAGUCUCCCAGAAAGGGAGCCACUAACAGCCACUCAGUAAGAGAAGAGGCUAUACCCAAUCUGAGCACCGGCUCUUCCCACCCUUGCUCCAAGCUGGGGAGAGACCGCAGUGGGAGUAGAGACAGGUGGACCCAGAAUUGCAUUGCAGUGUGAUGUGGGAGAGACAAGGUGUCCAGAGUGUUGGGCCACAGAUGGACCCCACUGGGGUAUAUCAGGGACCAGGGAUAUUUUAGUUACUGUUCUAUCGCUGUGAAGAGACACCAUGACCAAGGCAACUCUUAGGGAAAAAAAGCAUUUAAUUGGGAGCUUAUGUAAUAGUUUCAGUGGUUUGGUCCAUUAUCAUAAUGGCGGGGAGUAUGGUGACAGGCAGGAAGGCAUGGUACUGGGGAAGCACCUAAGAGUGUACAUCUGACCCAAAAGUUACAGGAAGAGAGAAAAAAAAUGGGCUUGCAUGGGCUUUGGAAACCUGAAGCUCACUCUCAGUGCCACACCUCCUCCAACAAGGCCACACCCCCUUCAACAAGGCCACACCCCUCCAAGGCCACACCUCCUCCAACAAGGCCACCCUUCUUAAUCUUUCCUAGACAAUUCCACUAUCAGGGAUACAAAUGUGUCCAUGAGGGCCAUUCUUGUUCAAACCACCACAAAGGACAGCUGAAAGGUGGGGCCAGAAUGAUAGGUCAUAGGGUAGUAACACCAGUGGCAGAGGGCUGGUGGUCAGUUAUUCAUACCCUUGAGAGAAAGAGACGCUGGUCUCCUAGAGCCCCUCCCUCCCAUGAUCCUAAUUUACCACAGGACUGCUGGUAAGAAGACAGAAAAUGACACCUUCCUAAGCAGCCCGGCAGGCAGCGCCCAUCAUCAUACUCUGGGGAAGGGGCUGUCGUCUGGGAAGCUGGAGGGCGUCUGAGAGGCUGGAGGGAGCCGGUCAGUACCUGCCUGGAGUACUAAUCAGGCUGAGGCACUUCAGUGACCUCAUUCAGACUGCUGACUGUCCCCAUGCGGGUCAGACCCAUAGUGAAUGAAUAAGAGGACAGAAUGUUCCCCACAGAGCAAAUACAUUAGUACGUACAUAGGAGGGGCUGAGUGGAUGCAGGGUGUCAUGCUGACUUGGCUUCUUGAGGCCCAUAAGGCUCUAAGAGGAAGCGAGCGUCAUCAGGGAGCCCAGCCAGCUGCCCCCUGCUUAUCAUUGAGUUUGCCAAGAAUGGAGCCCCAGCUCCUCGUGAGUUUUUCCAGGAGCGCCCACCGACUCCAGCCUCUUAGGCCAUUCAGAAGGGACACUUCCUACCAUGAGAACCCCUGGUUCCUCAAGCCUGGAAUUUCUCAGUAUGACCUGGCCUGGAUAAUAAGGCUGGGGACAGAGGGGAGGAGCAAAGGCUUCUGGGACCCUUAGCCACUCGGUGCGGCAAGAGAUACAGUGGCUAAUGUGUGGGAUGGGGUUGCACAGGCUGUGGUUUCCCAGGGUAGAUAGAUCUGUACAAAGCCUCUAGCACAGCCCUCAGCCCCCGUAGCCUGAGCAGAGCUGGCCAGCUUCUGGAAAGAUUCCCACAGAGGCGGCCAGCUCCUCAUCCUAACUGAACCUCCAAGCUAAGCGAAAAGGGGGGGUAAGUCACAAGUAAAUGGUGAGGGACAAGGCAGCUCUGUCCUCCCCACGUUGGCUCCUCUGCUCUGCCUUGCAUGCCAGACCCUUCCCAGCUGGGGCCCCCGGAAGCCACCUCCCCGCAGGGCUUCUUGUGUCCAACGGCUGGGUCCUGGAUGCUGGGAAAUAGUCUGUCCAAGGAGGACAUCGGGGAGAGGGCUCUGCUACCCUGAAUUUCUGGGAUGCAGUUGCUGAAGGCAGGCCGGCACUGUGAGAGUCUGAGUGGUCCUGAGGGAGCCCCCUACUCAGGAGCAAGACCCAAAAGGACACAGAGGCUGAGUGCGGAGACCUGGGACCUGCUGCGGCUCCCCCUGGACCGGGAGCAAAAUGGAGAGACCCACCACACAGGGGACUGGAGGGGUCCAAGCAGGGACUCGCUUCCUCUCCCCAUGAGGAGCAGGAAGUACCAGGAAGGUCCAGAUGCCAUUGAGAGGAGACCCCGGGAGGGUAGCCACUCUCCACUGGACAGUGCUGAUGUAAGGGUACAGGUGCCUCGCACGGGUAUCCCCAGGGCCCCGUCCUCUGACGAGGAGUGUUUCUUCGAUCUGCUGAGUAAGUUCCAGAGCAGUCGUAUGGAUGACCAACGCUGUCCCCUGGAGGAAGGCCAGGCUGGGGCUGCUGAGGCUACAGCUGCCCCAACCCUGGAGGAGAGAGCGGCUCAGCCCUCUGUAACAGCUUCACCACAGACUGAAGAGUUCUUUGACCUCAUUGCCAGCUCCCAGAGCCGCCGGCUGGAUGACCAGAGGGCUAGCGUAGGCAGCCUGCCUGGGCUUCGCAUCACCCUCAACAACGUGGGGCACCUCCGAGGCGACGGGGACCCCCAGGAGCCAGGGGAUGAGUUUUUCAACAUGCUUAUCAAAUACCAGUCCUCCAGGAUUGAUGACCAGCGCUGUCCACCCCCUGAUGUGCUGCCCCGAGGCCCCACCAUGCCUGAUGAGGAUUUCUUCAGCCUUAUCCAGAGGGUGCAGGCUAAGCGGAUGGAUGAGCAGCGUGUGGACCUGGCUGGGAGUCCAGACCAAGAGGCCAGUGGGCUGCCUGAUCCCCGGCAGCAAUGUCCGCCAGGUGCCAGCUAAGGCCUCACCCCUACAGCCAGCCAUGCCCUACUCUGGACUCUGUAGGCUCACAGUUGUCCACAGUGGCCAUGACCCCCCAGUAAGCCAAAUCCUCCCAAGGCCAUGAUGGAGAGCCAGCUCAGCCCCAACCCCUUCCUCCCACUGAGCCAGAUGGUGGGCACACACCCCUCAAGAACCCCCCACCCUAGGUGGUGGGCUCAGGCUAGAGCUGCUGUAUGGGGGAGGGCAUGCUUCUGUCCCCAUAUGAUCCACAGCUUAACUGCAGGCCCUGCCCUGCCCUGUCCUGCCCCAGGCCGGGCCUUCAGCAUGUUGGCCCCAAGCCCCGGUGCUGUCCAGAGUCUUCUCCCUCAAGCCCUGCCCUGCCAAAUGUGAAAUUCUGCCAACUCUCCCAAGCUCCCCAGAGGGGUUUCAAAGACUUCUGGUGGGGGCUACAGUGGCAAGGCAUCUUCUGUCCCCCAGCUGGUCCUGGGACGGCUAUGAAGGAGGUACACUGCUCUGCCUCACCUCCCCAGGGCAGGCCUAUCCUGGUUGUGGCAGGCCUGGCUGUGCCCAACCCUGCUGUGGGAGAUUGGCGGCUGUGAAGUCCAGAUACCCUGACCUGAUAGUCUCCAGACUUGUACUUGGCCUUUGAGAAAAGCUGGACCCCGCCUCUGGCAGCGGGAAGAGGCAAGCCUCCAAGCCAAGAGCAUAGGGUCUUGUCCUAGGAGUGCUUGGCUGGCAGUGGACAUUCAUGAGGAAUCUGCUCUACUAGAUCCUCCAGGCCUCUUGGUGAACAUCUACCUUGGAUUACUAGGGAGAUGGUAUCUUGGCUUUCUCCCCAAGGAGGGGUCCAGCUGCAAUAUCUGAGUUGGACAUAGGGCACUAUAGCUGGGGUGGAGAGACUCAGGCAGAACUGAGAACUACAUCCAUGAGAUAGACCCUUGGGGACCGUGGUCCUAUUUCUUGCCUGCAGGCACUAUAGGCAGCCCUCCUGGAGGGCUCUGUACAACCUUCUAACCCAGAGCCUCUUACCCUGUAGCCUAGGAGGGAGCCAGGGCAAGGGCAACUGGGGACCCAACUUCUGAGAGAGAGAGACACCAUCACUCUGAGGGCAGAAGCGGAAACCAGAGCACAGGGUCUCGGGCGGGACACGGUGGCCGCCCGCAUACUUGAAUGUACAUGCAUAUUUAUUGCUUACACGUGUUUGCCAUGUUGUUCACGGGUCCUUUCCAACCCGAGAGGUACGUUUGUUUUGUUUUACCCAAAAAUAAAAAAAUCUGCCAAGUG
Messenger RNA from Rattus norvegicus (Norway rat), 4065 nucleotides. It is a transcript of the gene Gpsm1, whose product is annotated as G-protein signaling modulator 1. Gene Ontology annotation, molecular function: G-protein alpha-subunit binding; GTPase regulator activity. NCBI's taxonomy places the organism in Eukaryota, Metazoa, Chordata, Mammalia, Rodentia, Muridae. Gene Ontology annotation, cellular component: Golgi membrane; plasma membrane; cytosol. The record is from RefSeq and is a predicted model, not a curated record.